AAUUAGAAAUUCGCAAAUCGGAAAAAGGUUGAACCUUGGACGUGGACGUUAAAACCGGAGGAAGAUCGCUGAAUCUCAUUAUUCUUCAGUCUUCACGCGCGACCACCAUUCCGAAUAGUUUCUUCCUUCUACAGAGCAGGGGGAUAUCAUUAGAGCGUCGUCAAUUUAGGUUGCUCUCUCCGUGGACUGGAGGAGACUUGGAAGGCAUCUGGCGGUGUUAGGAAUUGAGGUCACGGUGAAUCUACCGAUAUGGAAAAUGCAGCUACUAUUGCCGAGAGGGCUACCAGCGAUAUGCUGAUCGGUCCGGACUGGGCAGCAAACAUAGAGCUGUGUGACUUAAUAAACAUGGAUCCCGGGCAAGCAAAGGAGGCACUGAAGAUACUCAAGAAAAAACUUGGGAAUAAAAACUCGAAAGUACAGAUACUUGCACUAUUUGUGCUAGAGACUCUUAGCAAAAAUUGUGGGGAGAAUGUUUUUCAGCAGAUUGCGGAGCGGGAUAUUUUGCAUGACAUGGUCAAAAUCGUCAAGAAAAAGCCCGAUUUAAGUGUGAAGGAGAAGAUUCUUGAGUUGAUAGAUUCUUGGCAAGAAGCUCUCGGGGGACCUAGGAGAAAGUUUCCGCAAUAUCAUGCUGCUUAUAACGAACUAAAGUCAGCUGGGAUAGAUUUUCCUCCUCGAGUCGAAAACAAUGUACCACUGUUCACUCCACCACAAACACAUCCGAUAGUUCGCCCUGCUUCUCCAUAUGAGGAUGCUGCUGUUCAAGCUUCUCUUGAAUCUGACACUUCUGGACUCAGCUUGCCGGAGAUUCAAAAUGCUGACGGGAUUGCAGAUGUUCUAAUGGAAAUGUUGACAGCCUUGGAUCCACAUAACCCUCAGGGUGUGAAGGAUGAAAUCAUUGUCGAUUUGGUCGAACAGUGUCGUUCAUACCAAGAGCGCGUCAUGAAUCUCGUGAAUAGCACCUCAGACGAGAGCCUUCUGUGCAAGGGGUUGGCGCUAAACGAUAAUUUGCAGCGUGUCCUUAGCAAGCACGACGACAUAGCCAAUGGUAAACCAACAUCUUCUUCCUCCUCCGUGAAUCGAGAACCUCUGCCGGUUGCGCCUCUUAUGAAUGUGAACCACGAGGACUACGAGUCCGAGGACGAUUUUUCUCAGCUAGCGCGCAGAUCUUCGAGGGAUACAUCACAACGACAAUCCCAAACUUCUGCCAAGAGUCCUUUGCCGAUAAGCCCGAUUCUUCCUCCUCCCCCGUCCUCGAGAAAACCGAUCGGCAUAGGCUCCAGCAGCAUCGAUUAUCUCAGCGGCGAUGUCUACGAGACGGAAAGGUCGUCGAGAACAUCGGGUUCGACUACCACUGCCGUCCCGACUAAUUCAAGGGACCGAAGCUCCGUUCCUCCAAGGCAGACGGUGUCUUCGUCGUCGGACGACUUCAUAAAUCCGACAGCGUCAAUGUUCGCUCGAAAACCGACACCCGACACUCCAGUAGCUUCGGACACUCCUGCAGCUGGCAAUCUACCCCCUCCCCCAUCCCGUCACAGUCAGAGACAGCAGUAUUUCGAGCAAUAUCCCGUUACCGGACCCUCUCAUUCGGGCAUCGAGUCUGGGUCUUCGCUCGACAGCUUAGCUGUGCAGACACAGAAUAUGUCGAUCAAGUCGUCGAAGGAGGAAAAAUCCGAAGAUGCCCUAUUCAGAGACUUGCUCGAUUUCGCCAAGGCCAAGUCAUCGGCUCCCCACUCUAACAGGUUGUCGUAAAUGUUGCAUCGAUGUCGCCGGAGCUGGAUUUCCGGCCACCGGUUUUCGACGUAGGUGUGAUCAUUCGUUUCUCGUACAAACGCUAUUGAUAUUGUCCUAAAAUUAGGAUUACAUCGAUCGAUUUGAAGCCGUGUCGUAGCAGAUUGGUUACUUUAUAAUAGAACAUAAGUUUUUUUCACUA
Messenger RNA from Andrographis paniculata, 1930 nucleotides. Its product is annotated as TOM1-like protein 4. Gene Ontology annotation, biological process: protein transport to vacuole involved in ubiquitin-dependent protein catabolic process via the multivesicular body sorting pathway. The coding region runs from base 250 to 1749 and encodes 499 amino acids. NCBI's taxonomy places the organism in Eukaryota, Viridiplantae, Streptophyta, Magnoliopsida, Lamiales, Acanthaceae. The record is from RefSeq and is a predicted model, not a curated record. The transcript is spliced from 10 exons. Gene Ontology annotation, molecular function: phosphatidylinositol binding; ubiquitin binding.